GACCCAGCCGCUGCCGAGGCCCGGCCAUGGGGGAGGAGGAGGUGGCGCGGCAGGAGCUGGGCAGCCUCCGCGGCAUCCCCCUGUACCAGUGCUUCGUGCAGGGCUGGCCGCAGGUGGAGGCGUUCCGGGCCCGGCCGGAUGACCUGCUGGUCGCCACCUACCCCAAAUCGGGCACCACGUGGCUGAGCGAGAUCCUGGACUUGAUCUACCACGACGGCGAUGUGGAGAAGUGCCGACGGGAUGCCAUCUUCAACCGGGUGCCCUUCCUGGAGAUGAAGGCCCCCAAGAUGCCGAGCGGGGUUGAGCUGCUGGAGAAAACCCCCUCCCCACGGCUGGUGAAGACCCAUCUCCCGGCCCAUCUCCUCCCAGCGUCCUUCCAGGACAAUGGCUGCAAGGUCAUCUACAUGGCCCGCAACCCCAAGGAUGUCGUCAUCUCCUACUACUACUUCUAUCAGAUGGCCAAGAUGCACCCUGAUCCCGGCACUCUGGGCGAGUUCCUGGAGACCUUCCUGGCUGGCAAAGUGGCCUACGGGUCCUGGUACCAGCACGUCCAGGGCUGGUGGGAGAAGAAGCAGGAGAAGCAGCUCCUUUACCUCUUCUAUGAGGACAUGAAGAAGGAUCCGUGGCAGGAGGUGCAGAAGAUCCUGCGGUUCCUGGGCAAGGAGAUGGAGGAGGAGGUGGUGGCGAGGAUCCUCCACCACACUUCUUUCCAGGAGAUGAAGAAGAACCCUGCUGCCAACUACGAGACCAUCCCCAGAGCCCUGAUGGACCACAGCCUCUCCCCCUUCCUUCGGAAAGGAAUCUCCGGGGACUGGAAGAACCACUUCACUGUGGCCCAGAACGAGCGCUUUGACCAGCACUACCGGGAGCACAUGGUGGGCUCUGACCUCCGCUUCCAGAUGGAGGUGUGAGGGCUCACCCCCCUUUUUGGGGAGGGUGGGCUCUACUUCUCCCCUCUUCCACAGCGGGGAGGGUGGGUCCAGACCGAGCAUCCUUGCACUAAUUUGCUUUUCCCUCUGCAAUAAAUUGGGAUAACCGGA
This is a messenger RNA of Falco peregrinus (peregrine falcon), 1040 nucleotides long. RefSeq names its product sulfotransferase 1 family member D1-like. Lineage: Eukaryota; Metazoa; Chordata; Aves; Falconiformes; Falconidae. Gene Ontology annotation, molecular function: sulfotransferase activity. Gene Ontology annotation, biological process: sulfation. The record is from RefSeq and is a predicted model, not a curated record. The transcript has 7 exons. Gene Ontology annotation, cellular component: cytoplasm. Bases 27 to 911 code for a protein of 294 amino acids.